Messenger RNA from Paracoccidioides lutzii Pb01, 2667 nucleotides. RefSeq lists its product as hypothetical. Bases 1 to 2667 code for a protein of 888 amino acids. The transcript is spliced from 3 exons. Gene Ontology annotation, molecular function: protein binding. The record is from RefSeq and is a predicted model, not a curated record.
AUGGCAUAUCCGCAUCGAGGGCCUCCCCCUCGACAAUACAACGAUCAGCCACCACCUUCCCAGUAUUACGGACAUCCCAGUCGGGGACGAGGGGGUUAUGGCCCUGGAACUUGGAAUCCAGGUUACGAUGACAGUGGACAGUAUUACGACGAGCGUGGCGGAUAUGGCGGGGGACCGGGAGGUCGUGGACCAUAUGAACAUUGCCCCCCUCCUCCAAAUCGAGGGCGUGGAGGUCCGCCUCCAAAUCGGGGUGGAUAUGGUGACCGUCGUCCUGUGAAUGGACCACCGCCAGGGCCAGGACCAUUACCCCCUAACUUCGAUAAAUCAUUCCCUAGACCUCCACCAAUUCAACAAAGACCAAGACAGCCUAACGAUGGUGCACCGUUGUCGCCUGUCAAACUCUCAUUUGAUAAUCCCUUUCCCGCUUUCCCGAGAGGGAGACGGGGUAAUUCGAAGGAGCUCGACCGGCGGAUUGGUGAUCUCGAUCUAAAUGAUUCCUCAAUGAGACCGUCUCCUGAAAAACGACCGCAUACAUCCAACUCCACGCGCCAGCCUCCACAACGACAGCUAGAUAUGCCGCAGUGGGGUGGACCUGGCGCUCGAACUCUACCACCGUUGCCUGAUUCGAUGCCACUGCCCGGACCCAAAAGGAGCAUGACUAUGCCCUCCAAUCCAGGCCCGACUGGCCCACAGUACCCGGGACAACCGACUUGGCAGGAACCACCUCUACCACGUCCAAAUACAGCUAGCGGAACGAAACCCGAUAUCGCGCCUGUGCAAAAGAACAGAGCCAGCUCAAUAGACACCAAUAGAGACCUGCCUGAUGACUUCCUCGACGAGUACUUCACGCCUAACGAUCAAACAGACUCAGAUAUGCCGAAUUUCAGUGUGAUGCCGGACACUCAGGAUGACAACAUUGUACCUUUUGACAAACCCGGCGCUGAUGAAUCUUCUCCCCCCAACUCGGGGAAGGGUUACACUGCUUAUCGUCCACCUGGCGGCCCGACUCCGAUUCCAAACAUCUCUACGGAUCCACCAACUAAUCAGUUUGAAAAUGCUGGCUUCCAUUUCGACCUUCCUCCUCCAAACCACAAAUACGAUCAGGGGCAACCUAAAGAUUAUGAUCCAUCAACAAAUGGUGGUUAUCCUCAUCACCCAAAAAGUCGAGGAAUGCCUCCUGGCCCGGCACAUCAUGGAGGCGGUGGGGGGAGCGGGCGGGGUGGAUAUGAUCCUCGUCCUCCACCCAAUCAAUAUGGCCCUCCGGGCAAAAGCACACCCAUGUCGUACCCAGAUAACCAUACAGAGUACCAGAAUGCGCCGUCUAAUUAUCGCACCGGCGUCACCCUGGCAGAUCCACCGCAUCAAAACCCAGACGCCCUUCCCAAGCAUCCUGUUCCGUUUCGUCCUGGUCUUGAGAAUACGGCAAAGCCACCCCCUAUUAGGCAAUAUGAUAACCCUCCUGCACAGGUGCAAUCCCAAACGGGUCUGGGAGCACCACCCCAAUUCCUAAAUGAUGGAGCCGGCCCGAUGCCCAUUACUCACGAAGAGCUCCAUCGUAUCCAACAAGCGGCUAAGAGCAAUCCAUCAGAUCACAAGGCUCAACUUUUCCUAGCCAAGAAGCUCGUUGAAGCCUCCAUAUAUUUGAUAGAUGACAACGGAAGGGCCGAUAUAAAAACUAGAAACAAGAACCGUGAACGAUAUAUUUUUGAUGCGCACAAAAUUGUUAAGAAGCUAGUCACUGCAGGGUACCCACAGGCAAUGUUUUACCUGGCCGAUUGUUAUGGCGAAGGCCAACUUGGCCUAGAAGUGGACCCUAAAGAGGCAUUCUUGCUGUACCAAUCUGCUGCAAAGGCUGGUCAUCCAGAGUCUGCCUACAGAUUAGCCGUUUGUUGCGAGAUGGGCUACGAGGGGGGCGGAGGCACAAAACGAGAUCCGAUGAAAGCCGUACAAUGGUAUAGGCGCGCCGCAGCAUUAGGAGAUACCCCUGCGAUGUAUAAGAUGGGCAUGAUCCUCUUAAAGGGUUUACUAGGCCAACAAAAGAACCCUCGAGAAGCGGUAUCCUGGCUCAAACGAGCGGCCGAACGCGCAGACGAGAGUAAUCCCCACGCCCUCCAUGAACUUGCACUCCUUUAUGAAAACCCCAACGGAAACGACGCCAUCAUCCAGGAUGAAGCGUAUUCAAGAGAGCUUUUGGAACAAGCGGCGAAACUGGGUUAUAAGUAUUCGCAAUAUCGUCUUGGCGCUGCGUAUGAGCAUGGCCUACUCGGAUGUCCUGUUGAUCCACGGCAGAGUAUACUCUGGUACACCCAGGCAGCUGCGCAGGGCGAACACCAGGGCGAACUGGCGCUUAGUGGUUGGUAUCUUACCGGAGCUGAGGGCAUUUUACAGCAGAGCGACACUGAGGCGUAUUUGUGGGCACGUAAAGCCGCUCUGUCUGGUUUGGCGAAGGCGGAAUAUGCGAUGGGUUAUUUCACUGAAGUUGGCAUUGGUGUGCCGGCCAAUCUGGAGGAUGCCAAGAGGUGGUACUGGAAAGCAUCGUCACAAAAUUUCAUGAAGGCCCGCGAACGUCUCGAGGACCUCAAGCGCGGUGGUGCCAAAAUGCAGAAAACCAAAGUUUCGCGUUCGGCAGUCAACAGCCAAAAGGACGGCGAUUGCAUCGUCAUGUGA